Molecule: messenger RNA, 1067 nt
Organism: Dermacentor silvarum
Lineage: Eukaryota; Metazoa; Arthropoda; Arachnida; Ixodida; Ixodidae
Product: histone-lysine N-methyltransferase E(z)-like
Exons: 7
Coding region: 33-968 (311 amino acids)
Biological process (GO): chromatin remodeling
Molecular function (GO): histone H3K27 methyltransferase activity; protein binding
Source: RefSeq, a predicted model, not a curated record
GCUGGGCCUGAUGAUCAUAUUGUGACCAAUGCAUGUACGUGUCAGUAGUUAAAGCUACAGUAACAUUCUUUCAGGUAUAUGCCUUUGCACAGCGGGAACUUGCAGAUCUUCCGCCUGAAGAGCAUGUACAUGACAGCACACCACCUCGUAAGAAGAAGAAAAAACAUCGGCUGUGGUCCAUGCACUGUCGCAAGAUUCAACUGAAAAAGGACAGUUCCUCUAAUCACGUGUACAACUACACUCCGUGCAACCACCCAGGCCAAGCUUGUGACCAGAACUGUCCCUGUGUCAUGGCGCAGAACUUUUGUGAAAAAUUCUGCCACUGCAACUCGGACUGUCAGCAACGAUUCCCAGGGUGCCGCUGCAAGGCACAGUGCAACACUAAGCAGUGUCCUUGUUACCUGGCUGUGCGAGAGUGUGACCCUGACCUGUGUCUAACUUGUGGAGCUGGUGCGUUUUCUAAAUUUGGAGUGCUCUAUCCUUGCCAGACCUAUGCAACCGAUCAGUUUGAUGUCCAAAACAUUUCCUGCAAAAAUGUGAGUGUACAGAGGGGCCUGAGAAAGCACCUGUUGCUGGCACCAUCCGAUGUUGCUGGCUGGGGGAUAUUCUUGAAGGAGACAGCUCAAAAAAAUGAAUUCAUAUCUGAGUACUGUGGAGAGAUCAUUUCACAAGAUGAAGCUGAUCGUAGAGGAAAAGUGUAUGACAAGUACAUGUGCAGCUUUCUCUUCAACCUGAACAAUGAUUUUGUUGUGGAUGCCACUCGUAAAGGCAAUAAGAUUCGGUUUGCCAACCAUUCCAUUAACCCGAACUGCUAUGCCAAAGUGAUGAUGGUGAAUGGAGACCACCGUAUUGGCAUUUUUGCAAAACGGCACAUUCAGUCUGGCGAAGAGUUGUUUUUUGACUACAGAUAUGGGCCUACUGAACAGCUCAAGUUUGUUGGCAUUGAGAGAGAACUGGAAUUCUUGUGAUUUUCACUGCGGGUUUGGUUGAUCCUUGCAUCUCUUGUGUGCUACACGCUGUGUGCUACAUAAUUGAAUUUCAUCCAAUAAAUUCACUUCUCUGCUGUU